This is a messenger RNA of Anopheles funestus (African malaria mosquito), 1494 nucleotides long. RefSeq names its product retinol dehydrogenase 14. The record is from RefSeq and is a predicted model, not a curated record. The coding region runs from base 326 to 1312 and encodes 328 amino acids. Lineage: Eukaryota; Metazoa; Arthropoda; Insecta; Diptera; Culicidae. The transcript is spliced from 4 exons.
CAGCGAUUCAAUUCGUUCGUAGCCGUCGAAUCAGCAAGACGGUUUUAGUGUGUUGGCGCUCGUCUGAAGCUUCCGUCAAAGCCGUGUGCGUCGUCUUGUGCAGUGCGGUACAAAGUGUGUGCCACUUGCAUUUCCCAAAGCGUGUGCGUGGGUGCAUCCAUUGUAACGGUGAACUUUAGCGCAAAAGUUCAAGUGCUUGGACGCGCGAUCGCGUUGUGUGUGUGUGUGUGCGCGUGCGCUAGUGUCAAUUAUCGUACGAUCGUUCAACACAGGUUAAAGCCCACUUACCCCACACUGUAGAAAACAAAAACAAACAAACAAAACAAUGUCGUCUCUCGGGUUCAACGAUCCGCUGACGGCGAUAGCAUCCGUGGUUACGGGAGUUGCGAUCGUACUGUCACUAAUCAAAUACUACCUCUACCUCACCUGCGGGCACUUUACCUCAACACGAAAGAUGGACGGCAAGACGGUGAUCAUUACCGGUGCAAACUCGGGCAUUGGCAAGGAAACUGCCCGUGAUUUGGCUAAACGAGGCGCUCGCAUCAUUAUGGCCUGCCGAAACAUGGAAACGGCCAAGCAGGCACAAGAUGAGAUAGUGAAGGAAACGGGCAACCAGAACGUUACUCUGCUGAAGCUUGACCUUAGUUCGCAAAGUUCGGUUCGCGAGUUUGCGUCGGAAGUGCUCCGUACCGAGCGUAAGCUGGACGUACUGAUCCACAAUGCCGGGUUUGCCGAAACGUUCCGGAAGUCCAAAUCCGUCGACGGUAUCGAGUUCACGAUGGCGACCAACCACUACGUUCCGUUCCUGCUGACACACCUGCUGAUCGAUCUGCUGAAACGCUCCGGUCCAAGCCGCAUCGUUGUGGUUGCGUCCGAGCUGUACCGUUUCGCAUCGGUCAAUCUCGACAAUCUGAACCCGGUGGGUAGUUUGCCGGCCUACCUGUACUACGUGUCGAAGUGUGCCAACAUUAUGUUUACGCGUGAACUAGCCCGCCGCCUCGAAGGUACGUCCGUCACGGCCAACUGUUUGCAUCCGGGCAUGAUCGAUUCCGGCAUCUGGCGCAACGUACCGUUCCCGCUUACGCUUCCGAUGCGCGUGAUCAGGAGCUUUUUCAAGACGACGGCCGAAGGUGCCCAAACUUCGCUGUAUCUUGCCUGCUCGGAGGAGCUACAAGGUGUCAGCGGCAAAUACUUCAUGGACUGCAAGGAGGCGAACCUAAGCGCUGGUAUCUGCGACAUGGAGAAGGCACGGAAGCUGUGGGAUGAAUCGGCAAAGCUCGUGAAGCUUACUGAGAGUGAUCCCAAAAUCUAAUCCAUUCUUCCCAUGUCCGGAAUUUUGUCGUCCAGAAAAUUCUCCGUCCAUGCAGGAACUUAUUGUUCUUCUACUAUUUUUGUGGUUUUUUUUUAUUUAGCAUUUUACGUCACAUGAUCCUCGGUGUUCGAUAAAUAAAUCUGUUGAUCCGUCGUUUAACGGGUACGCUACAAGUCACUGAA